AUGUUCAAACCAUGUGAGAAACAAUUGGUUCUUUCAACACAGGCUGAAGUUUCAUCUCAAGUGGAACGGUCAAAUAAAUUCCCGAAUCACAAAAAGUUAGAGAACAAAAUAUAUUAUGUAGGAAAAGAUCCAAAGGAGACUCAUCAAGGUACAAUUCCCUACAACAACGUAACAGAAAGUUCUCAAACAACAGUCCUGGCAAACUUCAUAGUGUCCUGAAUAAUCCAUAGUCUAUGAUUUUCUAAUGCUUUCAUGCAACACCAAAUAGGUACCGCAAAGGACAAAAUACCUCAGGACAAUGCAAAAAGCGACGAUAAAACGGUUGACAAACACGAUGGAAAUUUAGGUGCGUAACUUAACUCAGGAGUCGGCAUGCAGGCCAAGCGAAGUUCAACUUAUCAAAACCGUUCAUACCAUUCUCUUUAGUGUUCUACCAAACUGAGCGAACACAAAAAGAAAAGGCACGAAAAAAAACGUCAAUCCUUCUCAAAUCUACUCCAAACAAUGUACUCAACGUUGGAGAUGGUCUGGACUUAGGUACUACAUAUCCUAUUCACAAAUGCCAUUCAACAUAGAUCAACAGUCCACCUUUUUUGAAUGGCUUAAGAAAAUGUUCUUCUUUUGAAAUAGCACGUGCCUCUAUUCUGCCAAGACGAUCUUCACCAUCGAUUGUGACCUCGUGUGUUGGCAACCAAGUCACAUUGAAAUGCGCAGCAGAAGGAAACCCCGCCCCAGAAUUCACUUGGUAUAAAGGAAAACAGACAGUAAAUAAAGAUAAAUCAGCGGAAUUUGAUUUGAAGAUCGCACCAUCCAAGUUCACAAGGGCAAGUCAUCUUACUUUCACACCAAAUGGAAAAGAUGAUUUUGGAGAGUAUCAAUGUGCAGCAAGCAAUACGUUAGGAGCCACACAACAAAGUACCCAUAGGAUUGUACUUAGUGAUAAAGGUACAAACCACCAGUAUACCAUCAUUAUCAUUACCAUCAUUGCCACUAUCACCAUAUCAUGAUGACCAUCAUCACCGUACCAUCAUAUCACGUUACCACUGAUAUCUACUAGUUCUAUACCGUACAUCGGUGUAUCAAUACUCUUUAAAUCCAAACAUUUCUUCGACCAGGAGAGCCACUAUGCACUCAAAGCACGUUCAACAGAGAUAAAAAGAAGUAUAAUUCCAUUAUCGUCGGCACUGUGGCUUCCGUGGGAAUGCUUCUUGUACUCCUCUGCAUCGCUGGUUUUGUGUUCUGGCGAUUGAAUCAACAAGAGGCUGAUUGUAAGUCCAAAUAA
Molecule: messenger RNA, 1282 nt
Organism: Paramuricea clavata
Lineage: Eukaryota; Metazoa; Cnidaria; Anthozoa; Malacalcyonacea; Plexauridae
Source: the annotation of a GenBank genome assembly